AUGAAUUCCGCACCACCUGCCAAAGCCACGGAUGCAGUCCUUGUGGCCUCAGAUCCAGUUCCUGAUGAUGUUCAACAAGUCAAAGGCAUCGAUUGGGCUGCGUUGCCCGCAGAACAACGCACAAUCAUCUCGAACUUUGUUCUUCAGAUGACUGGUCAAGGCUUCCAAUCUAGUGCUCUGGCGGACGCCAUCCGCAUCGUGAAUGAUAUGAGAGCAUGGAGAGAUCCAGAGACGGGCGACAAAACCACCAUAUUCCUCGGUUACACAUCCAAUAUGAUCUCGUCGGGUUUACGCGAGACCUUUCGCUGGCUCGUGCAGCACCGCCACGUGUCGGCGAUUGUUACGACGGCGGGUGGAAUCGAGGAAGACUUCAUCAAAUGCCUGGCACCGACAUAUCUAGGAUCAUUCUCAACACCAGGGGCCGCAUUGCGCGCUAAAGGGCUCAAUCGAAUUGGCAACCUGGUGGUUCCAAACAACAAUUACUGUGCGUUUGAGGACUGGGUCGUCCCCGUCCUUGAUCAGAUGUUGAAGGAGCAGGAAGACGAAUUUGCUCAAAGUGGACAACGAUUUAUGUGGACUCCCAGCAAGAUCAUCCACCGACUCGGCAAAGAAAUCAACAACGAGUCCUCGGUCUACUACUGGGCUUACCGAAACGAUAUUCCAGUCUUCUGUCCUGCGUUGACGGACGGUAGUCUCGGUGACAUGAUCUAUUUCCAUUCGUUCAAGGCAUCUCCACUCCAACUCGGCGUCGAUAUCGCCCAGGACAUUCGAAAGAUCAACACGAUUGCGGUCCGGGCCAAACGUGCGGGAAUGAUCAUCCUGGGUGGUGGCGUUGUCAAACACCAUAUUGCUAAUGCAUGCCUGAUGCGGAAUGGUGCCGAAAGUGCGGUGUACAUCAAUACAGGACAAGAAUUCGAUGGCAGUGAUGCUGGAGCCAGGCCAGAUGAAGCAGUGAGUUGGGGGAAAAUCAAAACCGAUGGUGACAGCGUCAAGGUGAGCAUGCAGUAUCAUCGACCACACACGGAAGAUUUACUCACCCAAUCCAGGUCUAUGUCGAGGCCACAAUCGCCUUCCCUCUCCUUGUAG
Messenger RNA from Exophiala bonariae, 1086 nucleotides. RefSeq names its product Deoxyhypusine synthase (gene DYS1). Gene Ontology annotation, biological process: peptidyl-hypusine biosynthetic process. Gene Ontology annotation, molecular function: deoxyhypusine synthase activity. Lineage: Eukaryota; Fungi; Ascomycota; Eurotiomycetes; Chaetothyriales; Herpotrichiellaceae. The record is from RefSeq and is a predicted model, not a curated record. The transcript is spliced from 2 exons. The coding region runs from base 1 to 1086 and encodes 361 amino acids. Gene Ontology annotation, cellular component: cytoplasm.